CUUUGCACGCUCAUCAUCGUCCCACGAAGCAAUCGCGCCAACAACAUCCCCCUACUCUCUCGCGAUGCUUUCUUUUGCUGAACCGUCUGGGUUGCGAUAAGGAUCGUACUGUCUUUCUCCUUUGCGCCGUCCAACGUCGUCCAACACGCCCUAAUGGGCACCUUCUGGCCACCGUGCUACGCUCCAUGGAUAUCAUCUAUCUCGUUGCGAAUUGCACUUUUCUUCUAUCGCGCCGUAUCAUCUCUCUUUUAUUUUUUCGCGCUAUGCGACGGAAUGUAACGGUGGGAUCGCAGCAGGAUCGAGCGUAACGAGUGGCAAGGAAAAAGAGAAACGUUGUUUAUAAUGAUCAGCGCGUUGGGUGUGCGAUCUAAGAAGGCGACAUACGCGUAACAUAUACGUUUAGCGAAAUUGGACGACGAAGGAAGGAAGAAAGGAAAGAAAGAAAGAAAGAAAGAAAGAAAGAAAGAAAGAAAGAAAGAAAACUGCGCCAUCGACUGCGCAUUCAUUUUGAUCCGAUCCAUUGAGUCGCGCCAUCUUCCCUAACUCGUAUGUAAAUGCGUCUCCUUUGGUAAAGCGGUUAUAAUCGCGCAUCCUAUGGAAAGAAGAAAAACAAAUGCAAACAUUUCGAAUACGUCUAUAACGAAACCGUAGGAUACUCCGAAUGAAUUUAAUUGCGCCCGUACGAAUAUUAAGGAUCUUUCGUAAAAAUCGUGCUGACGCACGUAACCGGUGGGCGUUAUCGUCCGUAUGCCUAUUCACCGUACUUAUCGUCGGGAUUGCUUCUACGUGCAAACCUUUCAAGAUAAUUAUGUUGAUCGUUAAUCGACUAUAAACCCGAAGCAAUUACCACUAAUUUUAUCGUGCAAUCGGAAAGGUUCGCGCGAAGAUGGAAAAACUGUGUCGAUUUCGAGAGAAAUGUUAUCUAGAAACGAGCGCUAUUCGAGCGUGCGUGCCACUAUACCUUUAGACGUAUUUUCUGCUCUUCUCGGCAAUAGCUUUUUACACCUUUGAUUAAAUAACCCUAUCCUGGUGUAUUGGUUUGGAACAAGUUUUUCUUUUUUCUUAAGUGACGCGAUCACGUGCGUUUCUUUUACAAAUUUUUCGUCUACUCGACAAUGCGAACGGAUUUUCCUAGUGCAGACUUCCCUUUGUAAAUUGGACAAUUUGAUCAGCGAUCCGAUGAAAAAUUGUUUAAUGCAACAAGUUUUACGCUUCCGCGUAAGGUAGGGUUAAGCGGGCAAUCGAUGGAAUCAAUUUGCAUAAUGUAUACGCGCGAAUGUGUACGUUCCACAAUGAAUUCUCUAAUGGGGACGCCUUCUGUCGACGAUAUCAAAUGAUAUCGACAUCGGCCGUAUGUACUGGUACGUAUUAACGGAUACGUUGACGAUAGCGAUAAAGAUCGCCAACGGCGAAUGUCCUUAAAAUUUUGGAUACCUACGAUUAUUUUUUUUUUUAGGAUCUAACGAGGGGUGAUUAGAGAACGGUAGGAGAAUAGAUAUUUUAAUAGUAACGGUGCACGGUGCACAUAUAGAGUACGUAGGAUUGAAACAAAUCGAAUCGAGGUUUCUCGUUCGCGCAAAGUUAUUUUGGAAUUUUGUCUCAGCACAAACGCGAAACCUUUGCAAUUUCCUUCGCGUAAUGAAAUAGCUAUCGAUCGCGGAGACACGAUCGGACGCGAAGGAUAAAGAUCAUCUUCUUUUCUCGAGGAGGUCGCUUUUAAACCGACCGGUUUACUUUUCUUUGAUUAUUGUUGUCAAGCCGUGCAUGAUGUCCGUUCAACGGGAAGGUUGUAGUAUAGCAACGAGCGUAGCGAUGAUAAAUAGAUACGCGGAAUAUUCGAGAAAGUGGGUGUGAAAAAUUGACGAGGAUUACGAGAAGAGAGUACGUGGUUGAAUAAGGAGAGGAAGCUCCUUGUCUCGUCAAAACCCAAUCGGGCUACAAAAGCUGAAGAAAAAUCGCCGACGUCGGGAGAAAAGGAAAGAGAGGAUAAAAAAAAAAAAUAGGUUCGUUAGGAUUGGAAAGGUCGAGAGCAGCCGAGAGCGGUCGAGAGUAGCGCGACUCGAUAGGAGAGGACGAGAUAUGGGUACGUUGAUGCGCUGCUGCGCUUCUGCGCUGCUCCUCGAGCUCCGAUCGAGCGAGGCCGCGCGUUGCACUCGUCGUCAAGCCGAACGUGUACGAGGCAAACCGAGGGAAGCCGGCCGGGAAGCUGAGCGAUUGGUCACCGGAUCUGACCGAAGAAUACCGAGGUCGACCGAGCCCAAGCCGAAGGGGAAGCGAGCGCGCGCAAAGCGCCAGGCGGCGAGUCUCCACGGAGAGAGGCGCACAGCUCAAAAUAUAUUCAGUGUAUUGCAAAGAAGCGUGCGACGUGCCGUUCGCGUUUCGCUCGCGCGUUUGCUUCUUCGUUUGCGCGCGCAUCUUCUCUUUUCUCUCGGUCGUAAGACGACGCUUCGCGAUAUACUCUAUAAUAUACAUUAUAUGCUCGCACGAGCGUUUUCCGAGAAAAGAAAAAUAGUUGGACGCUUUUUCCUUCGAGAGGAGAAAAGAGCCUCUCUUUCUGUUUCUUUACUUUCCCCUCCCCCCUCCUCCACCCCAUCCCUGCCCUACCCCUCGACCCCUCUUUCUCGCUUUUUCUCACUUUUCCUCGACGUAGGAGCGUCGAAGAAGAUACAGGGGGAUCUUAGAGGAUACAGGAUCCUCUUAAAAAGAGGAGGACCGUGCGUGCCAGAGAGGAGGCUCUUUCUCUUGGUUGACCGUGAGCCCAGUCGUAAACGCCAUCCACUCUUUUCUCCGCUAGAGAGGAUUUUUCUGUGAAAAAAAGUAAAAGAGAGGAGGAGAAGGAGGAGGAGGAGGAGGAGGAGGAGGAGGAGGAGGAGGUUAUCGCUCGUGACUAGAAAGGAGGAAGGAGGAUCGACGAUCGGAGCUUUUCCCACGAGAGAGAUCGAUAGCGAAACAAUUGAGGAGCCAUGGCCUUCGAAUCUUGAAAGCUCAACAACGUUCGAUGCUUCGGCCGUGGUCUACGCGCAAAAUCUUUUGGAAGAUCUUCUUUCCGCAUAUAAAUUAGACGUGUACUUUUGAUUUCUUUUGCGAAACUUUGACGGAGAACUUUCCUUUCUCUAACAUCGCCGCCGUUCGGGAUAAGAGAACUCUUUAGAAACGCUGCGGAGGCUGGACCUCUGGAUAUCGUGAAGCUUCGCAAGGGAGAUAAGCUCCUGAACAUUUCGUGUCACUUGCCGGCAAAUACUCCUGACACGCCCUAUGUUCUUCAGGUCGUCGGUGCUCACCCCGCCUCCUCGGGGAUGAUGGAGUUAGAAGUUCUGCGGGCACUCGAGAGCCGCGUGGCGAGCCUGGAGCGGGAACUGCGCGAGCACCAGGAGGCCAUUUGCGCGUCACCACCGUUGGCACUUCGGGAACUUAAGAGGCAGGUCGACAGCUUCAAGAACAAGCUCGAGACUACCGAGCACCUCAGCUGGCUGGGUUUCUACAAGCAACUUCCAGAACCCAUUUCCUCGAAAGCAUGUAGAAGGUUACAAUAUCGUCGGAAGAGCGACGGCAUAAAGCGUAAAGUGCGAGAAAAGUUCCUCAACAUCUGCGACGUGGCCAUGUCAUCGAAUGUUCGAGAAUGGCUUCGCUCGCCGGCCUUCGAUGCCCGACAAUGGGAAGACGAGGAGCUCCUUCUGAUGCUGCAAACGAUGUUCGUCGAGCUCGACCUACCUCAAAAGUUCAACAUUCCCUUAUACGUUCUGAGGAACUUUCUAUACGAGGUCUACAUAAACUACAACGAGGUGCCAUUCCAUAACUUCCGGCAUUGUUUCUGCGUCGCUCAGAUGAUGUACGCGAUAGCUUGGGCGGUGGAUUUGCCGUCACGGAUCGGCAACCUCGAGGUCUUCGUCCUGAUCGUCUCCUGCAUAUGCCACGACCUCGAUCAUCCGGGCUACAACAACAUCUAUCAGAUAAACGCGCGUACCGAGUUGGCCCUGCGUUACAACGAUAUCUCGCCCCUGGAGAAUCAUCACUGUUCGGUGGCCUUUCGCGUCCUAGAGUCCGCCGAGUGUAACAUCUUGGCGUCCUUGGACUGUUCGACCUACAGGACGGUGCGCGAAGGUAUCAUACGAUGCAUUCUCGCAACCGACAUGGCAAGGCAUAACGAGAUAUUAGCGCAAUUCACCGACAUCAUCGCGGACUUCGAUUACUCGAACAGGGCCCACAUUAAUCUGCUAUCGAUGAUCCUGAUAAAGGUUGCCGACAUCAGUAAUGAGGCACGGCCUAUGGAAGUUGCGGAACCGUGGUUGGACAGGUUGCUUCAAGAGUUCUUCAAGCAGAGCGACGCGGAGAAACUCGAAGGGCUUCCGGUAACUCCGUUUAUGGAUCGUGACAAAGUGACAAAACCCUCGUCGCAGUGCAGCUUUAUCGGCCUAGUUCUUCUUCCUCUCUUCGAAGCCCUCGGCGAGCUGUUUCCCGAACUCGAGGAUCUCAUAGUGCGACCAGUGAGAGAAGCUCUCGAGUAUUAUCGAAGACUUAACGAGGCGGCAAAGGACGAGCGGCAUCAUCGUAAGAGCGUGGUAGAUAUCGGAGAAUCGAAUCAGUCUUUGGCCCAGGUCGCGACUAGUUCAACGGCCGCGGCCUCGACGUCGACAUCGACGUCGACAUCGGCAACGACGGCGGUCGUCAAAUCUACCUCGUCUCAUAGCAUGCGCUCUAAACGUUCCGCCGGUACUAUUCACUCGAGAUCGCGCUCGACGGAGGACGACAUUACGACGGAGGAUCUAACGAUCGAGGAAGCGGAGAAUCUCGAGAGUUCGGAUCCCGAGACGGCAACCGAAGUCGAGAUCAGUGAGAAGACGUUAAAGUUUAAAAUCUCGACGGAGGGUACGACCGUUGGAUCUGCCACGCAUUCCGGCAGAAAGAGUUAUCCCGGUAGCCGGAAGGGCAGCAAGGAGAAAUCCUCCUUGGAUUAUCACAAUUACGAGCUUGCGCGAGCCAUGAGGGAACACGAGCGCGAGCGCGAUCGAGAGCGCGAGAGGGAGAGGGAGAGGAGACGCAGCCGCGGCGAGAACAAUCUCGGGAGUGAUCUUAGCUCGCCGGUUAGCGUGAGAUCGAUCGACGGCAGUAAAAUACUCGAAGAACUCGAGCGAGACGAUUCCAUUUUCUUCGAUGAGAACGUCAUCAACGAGGAGAUACAGGUGGUCGAGGGUAACGGGAACGCGAUCGGUGACUUCCAAAAGGAACGUACCAGAAGGAACGGCUCGAAGCAUCAAUCCUCUUCCGGGAUAGGUCGCAAGGACGUUCCGAUAAUUCGACGAGAAUCGAUCGUCUCUUUGCGUUGCUCUUGCGACGACAAGAGCAACUCCUCGAAUAAUCACAAGUCGUUGCUAUCGCGUUUGAGGAACUUUACGGAUCGUUUGAGCAUAAGUUUCGACUCCAAAGAUUCACCUAGUCCAAGAGCCACAAAACACGUGGCGAAAAGUCUGAAUAAAAACAAUUCCAUGAGCGCUAAUACUUGCACCGCUAUCGCCAGGCGCCGGCAACAGCAGCAGCAGCAGCAGCAGCAGCAACGCGAUUCUCCGACCAUUUGCAAGCGAUGUAAUCUCAGGAAAGUAGUAGCGAGCAAGGAGGACGCCGGAAAGAUCCCUCCGACGGUGGUCGAGCUGUCGAGGGCUAUAGAUAAGAGGGCUAUGACGUUGCCGAAAGUGAGAAAGAUGCAGGAUUCGAAGAGUAAGGGUUGGAAGACGGUCUUCGCGAAGGAAAGAAAAUCGUCGGCCUCGUUGGAAGUUUUACCCGGCGAGAAUAAGUCGAUCGAAUCGAAACAUCGGAGAAAUCUAUCGAAUCCGGAAGGUAAAUGUUCAAAGGGGCAGAAGGGCCUCGACAUUGGCAUCGACAUCGGCAUAGACAUCGACAUAGAGUUCAAGGAGAUCGAGGUGCGCCCUUCUAGAGGCAUCGGCCAGCAACAACGGGAAAAACCGGAGAUAGUCGUUAAUCCGGAUAGCUCGUCGCCGUGCAGAUACGAGGACGCUGAGGAUAUGGGAAAAAUCGAAAUCAGACGGAGCUCCGCCAGUAUGGAGGACAUAUCGAAGAUCACGAAGCAAACUGAAAAUAUUCUUUUGGGCUCCUUGGAGGCAAAAAAAGCGGAGGACCUUCAGCAUACGGGUAGUUUGGACUCGAUGCUUUGUAAGGAGUCGUUAAAGGCGAGGAAAAAGAUUAACGCGUUCUCAUCGCCUGCCGCCUCGAAGAAAUCCUCGCCGGGUCUCUUUUCGCGUUUCAAGUCAGGCAUGAGCAUCGACAGUACCAGGAGCAACAGCAACAGCGGUUCGUUGCACGAUCAGGGCUCGCAACACUCUCAGACCGGUUGGAUAUCCUCCUUGGCCGCAAGUUUCCGGCCAAAGAGACAAACGACGAGCGAGUUGCCGUCCUCGUCGGCCCCGGUCCAUCCCCAAUCACAGAAAUCUCAGAGCCGCGAUGAGAUCAAGUGAUACGUCCUUCGCGUCGAUCGAGGAGCCGAAAGAGAUGGAUCUUCCAAUUCGUCGCGUCGAGAAUGGUGGGCGCGACAGCCGUUCUGCUGUAACAGCUAAUUUAGCGCGAGAAGAAACUCUCUUCUUCGGCUCGCGAUCGAGCGCGAUAUUUGAUUUGCCAAAUCGCUACCAAAUUUUUUUCCCGGAGUUCCAGCGAGUCGCGCUUUGACCAUGGAAUCGACCAAAUUUCUAACGAGACUUUCCAAUUCCUUGGAUUUCGGUGUAGCAUCUCAUUUUUCCCUUGCUACGCGACCUCCUACGCGUCACGCCAUUUUUUCUCCCUUUCUUCUUUUUAUUAUGUUUUUCUUCCUUUCUUUCUUUCUUUCUCUCUCUUCUUCCUCCCUUUUCUUUCCUUUCCUUUUCUUUUCUUUUCUUUUUUCGAUAAACAUAGAUUACGUUAUUUAUUGUCGAAUCAUGGCACAGCCUAACGAGUAAAUGUCAAUGUUGUUCGUUGAAUAGAUGCGCGUAUAUACCUAUAUAUAUAUAUAUAUGAAUAUACGGAAAAGAGGUAAGCGUAGAAGAAUAAACGCCCUUAAGGUAUUCGUCUCGUUCGACAUCGGACAACACAUCGUGUACGCAUACGUGUGUCGCUUAAGCGCGUUUUACGCAUGUGUGCAGCUAUUUGUGUACAUAUAAGACACGUCACACACAACAAGUUUAUAUAUGUAUAUAUACAUAGGAUAUGCUAGUUAGAUAGAGAAAAAAUGUCGAUUCGUAGACGGAUCGACUCUUGCGUGUAUGAUACAGAAACGAACGAAAGAUAUAGGUAUGAGAGAUAGCUCUAGUGGAAAUAAGAAAGACGCAGCCUAAUUGUCUUUCUCAUUUGUGAUCGGUGAAAUGAUCGACGAACGAUCGACCGCUCGAUCCCUCGACGUUGUUGAAAUACGCGCCUUUUUUUUUUAAUCUUCGAUUACUUUUUUUCUGCUUUCCUCUUUUUUUAAAUGUUUAUAUUUUUAUACUAUUAUUACAUCGGCGUGUCCGUAAGCGAUUAAGAAACCGCACGUAUUGUUGAACUCUAGUCUUACGUUAUUGUUUUCGAGAGAGAGAGAGAGAGAGGGGGGGGGGGAGAGGAGAGGAGAGGAGAGGAGAGGGGGAGAGCCUGAACCUAUAUUAGGGUAUUUUUUAGUUUUUUAAUUUUUUCUUUUUUUUUUUCUUUUUUUUCUUUUUUUUAAUAACGACCGUAGCUUUAUUCUUUAGGGGGUAAGUUUACCCUUCGACUUUGACGAUCUCAACGAUCGUUUUGCGUUAACGCGCCUAACGUUCCUUUCAACCUUUUCCUUUCGUUGCGUCGAGGAAAAAGGCUCGUUAAGUUUUAUCGAAGGAAAAUAAUUGAGAAAUCAAAUGAAUGCGACGAGCAAUGUCUACGAGUUGACUCUAAUGGUACAUUUAAAUUUUGAGACACGCCUCUUCAUCGAAUCAAAAAUCGUUACUUCCUGGAAAUACUAAACAAAUAUCGUUCUACGUAUGUAUAUCGAUUCGUCGAUCGUCUGUCUGUCUCUUACGACUAUAAAUGUGCAAACUUCCUUUAGAUGUAUGAACUUUUAUCCUAAAGAUUGUGAGUAGAAAAAAAGGACUACCUUUUAUAUCGGUAUAUGUUGGCAAUUCGGAAGGAUUCGAAAUCGUGGAAUGAGAAUUGGAAGGAACGAGUGUGCUACGCCGUGCGUUAAGAGAAAGAGAGAGUAUGUGUGUGUGUGAGAGAGAGAGAGAGAGAGAGAGAGAGAGAGAGAGAGAGAGAGUGAAAGCCGCGUAAAGUAAAUGUAUAGACUAUAUAUGAUCAAUUAUCAAACACUAUCUGUGCCUGACCUACGUAUUUAUUUGUCAUUUUCCUAAUUACUAAUCUUACCCUCUUCUCAUAUGGCCGAAUAAAUGCGGGCCAAUUUUUCUAACUAAACUGAUGAAAAAAAAAGAGAAGAUUUUUAAUCUAGCCGGACAAUCAAUAUCGCUCGAUAGAAUUCCAAAUGGAUCGUUGAAAACGUGUCUCUAUCGAAUGUUCGAAGCGUCUUACGAUUUUACUUAAAAACCGAGAAAUGUAUGAACGAUAAAAACGCGUUUCCGCGAUAAUCGAACUAAAGCAUCAAACAAAAAUUUGAAAUAUAUUUUUAAAUGUCCACUUUAAUAUUAAUGCUUUUUUAUCGGUUAGUAUAUAUAAAUUAGAGUCGAUCGAAUAGCAGAUAUAAUUCCCUGACCGCGCAUGUUAAUGCGCGUGAUACGUGCUAAGAGGAAGAGAAGAAGAUGAAGGGAAAGUGAGAGCAGCGAUCAAAAAGUUGAAACUUUGAAAUCGAUAUCAAAUGGGCCAAGCGGGUCGCAUCCUAGCGAUACCGCCCUCACUUGUCAAUUCGUUAUUUACUCGCACUACGUGUCCUUCUCAUAUUUCAAUUACGGAAUACAACCGGUCGAUCUCUGUCACAGCUUCUCUUAUCUCCAAAGAGAAUUUACUUUAGUCUCGUGAAAUAUUAAAAUCCUAUUAAGCGCACCGUCGAAUCCGAUUCUCCUCUGUUAUGCGUUGGUCCUAUCGAACGAUACGACAAAUUUAUCCAUUUGUCGUCUUUCCCAAUCCAUAGAUUAACGAACGAGAUACAUAAAAUACAGAUUAAACUGCUUAGUUUAUCUCAUAUAAAAAUAGCACGAACUGAUCCAAUGUCGUAUAUAAGGAAAAAGAUAAGUAUACAAAUGAACGAAAAAAAGAAAAAAGAAAAAAAAAAUAUAUAUAUAUAUACAUGAAUUAUAAUUCUACGUACGGAUAGAAAUAUAUUUAGCUGGUACGAGAGUUUAAUCGUUUGCGUAUCAGAGGGUUUUAACAAAAUAUGAUCGAAAAACGCCAAGGAGCACGAUUGCUCUUCUUCGAUUACAUAUCGAAAAAAGCCGAAGAGCGCGAUAGCACUUGCCAUGUUCAAUGCAGUGAACAAAUAUAUAUUUAAUACAUAAAAUAAAAAGUUAUGAAUGAAAAAAAAAAAAUAUAUUAAUAUAUAUAUUCUAUUAAUUUAGAAUAGGUAACAACAAAAUACAAAUUGGAUUACUGAUAGCGAUGCGACGUGCAUGCGUCUGAAAGGCUGAACGCAUUUUGACAAAUUUCAGGUGGACCGUCAUUUGUCUGUUUCGGUCAAAUGUCCCUGGCUUUUUUCGACACAAAAUCUGAAGAGCGCGAAAAUGGUUCGUGGUACGCAAACGGUUAAGGAGACUUUGAGGAGAGAUUGAGAAAGAAAUAAAGGGAUACUGUUAACUUAAGCUCGCGGGCGAGUUACUACUAUGAUAAUCUAAUGAUGUAACGUGUGUGUAAGAGAAGCUGCGUGUAAAGAAAAAAAGAAAAACAGCAUGAAAAAAAAAAAAAAGUAUUUCCGCAUUGCGGAAAAUGCGUCGACUUAUUGUCCACUAACUAUGGCGAUAAAUUCCGAUCCGUGUGGAUAGAUUUAAUUCGAUAGUUGUUCAAAGAAUUUCGCCCUUGUGCCAAUAAAUGUAAAGA
This is a messenger RNA of Vespa velutina, 9966 nucleotides long. RefSeq lists its product as uncharacterized. The record is from RefSeq and is a predicted model, not a curated record. The transcript is spliced from 9 exons. Gene Ontology annotation, molecular function: 3',5'-cyclic-GMP phosphodiesterase activity. The coding region runs from base 3297 to 6467 and encodes 1056 amino acids. NCBI's taxonomy places the organism in Eukaryota, Metazoa, Arthropoda, Insecta, Hymenoptera, Vespidae. Gene Ontology annotation, biological process: cGMP catabolic process.